Eupeodes corollae is the source of this 999-nucleotide messenger RNA. RefSeq lists its product as uncharacterized. The transcript has 4 exons. Bases 121 to 915 code for a protein of 264 amino acids. The record is from RefSeq and is a predicted model, not a curated record. Lineage: Eukaryota; Metazoa; Arthropoda; Insecta; Diptera; Syrphidae.
GAUACUUUUUAUACAUAAUGUCAUCUUUUAUUUUAACACUAAGUAUUUGUGUAUAAAUGUGAAAGAAUGAAAAUGAAGUAAAAGUGUGUUACUGGUUGUUUCUUAAAUACAAAAAAGAAAAUGUGCAUCCAAAUGAAUCGAAUUGUUUUAUUUUUAUUUUGUUUAAAUUGUUUGUGUUCUGUGAAAGCUUUUCUUGUUACAGGUCUCAGUGAAGUUUCACCGCAAGUUACUCAAGUAACUCAUGUUAUAUCCGAGGAUGGUGAGCCUGAACCGAUUAUAUUAAAAUGCGAUUAUGAUGCGGAAAACUACCAAUCGUCAUUGCUUGUAAAAUGGCUCAAAGACGGCAAACCAAUUUAUCAAUGGAUUAAAGGACACGAACCAUCUGUUUUCCCUUCAUCAAAAGGACUAAUCGAUGAAAAAUAUGAAGUUUCAAACGAUGUAAACUACAAAUAUAGUGCGAUCAGAUUCCCUGAGCCUACAAACAAUAUUUCUGGCGACUACAGUUGUAUGGUUACAAUGAAUUCAACUCAGACCAUUCAUAUUCAUCUUCAGAUAGUUGAUGUUAGCCAAUUAAAUUUUAAACUCGAUUAUGAAACUUCAAGCAACGAAACCCUUGUGACAUGUGCAGUUGAAAACGUUUAUCCCAAACCAUCUCUGCUAAUAACGAGCGAAGACGAUGACAUAAACUUCACCAAAAUCUGGGAGAAAUAUGAUCCGGAAAUCAAUGGUUACUUCAAUGCCACUUCCGUUGUAUCUGCCAGCCAGUUUGAUACUAACGAUGAAAUAACUUGUACGCUAUCUUUUCUUGGAAGUGAAUAUAAUAAAACUCAAACCUUGACAUCCUCAGCUGCAAUCAUCAAAAGCACCGCAUUGAUUUUGACAACAGUACUUGUGUUGCUUUUAAAUGUGUAUUAAAAUAAUUCUGUAAUCAAAAUGUAUGUACGUCUUCCCUGUAGUAAAUAAAUUGUUUUAAAACUGUUGUUACCAUUAUAAACAGAA